GUAAAGACUCGACUCGACACUCGCCGGUUGAAUGACACGAAACGAUCGAACGAACUUUAUAUUAUUAGAAAACAAUUAAAACAUAUUUAAUUAGUUUAUUCGUGUAUGUGAUGUGACACUGUUAUAAUAUCGAAGUGUGGAAUUGAUUUAGAAGCCAGUUCGUAUUCACAUGUGAUAGACCCCUGACUGUUUACUUGGAAGUGAUUCUUUAAUAUUUUUCUGAGAACAAUAUAGAUCGGGCCAAUGUCACAAUGCAGGCCGCCAGGGACGCCGGCCGACAGAAGAGAAAUCUGAAGAGAAGGAGCUCCAGGAAGAAGUCACUGUCACCGUCAGACCUUAGAUGUGUCCGAGGGGAUGUGAAGAACGACAAAAUGAACGGCAAGAGGUCGCUCUCAGAGGGCUCCUUGAAAAAUAGGCACAAAAAAGCCGCGCUGCCGACAUAUCCUAUACCUGGAAGUGAUUUCGAAGUGUCUCUAGAUUUGACCACCGAUCCGAAGGGUCCUACCGAGAGCGACGAGUCUAACAUACCGCCGACCAGUUCCGACAGAGACACCGAGGACGACAUCAAAGCCCCCAAGAUUGUCCCUCACCGCCCUCGCUGGGACUCCGCCAGCGACAUGGACUCGCUCGUCUCCAUCGCCGUCAAGAAAGCAGCUCGUAGGCGAAAAACCUCCUCUAACCUCGAUUCUUGUAUCAACGGCGAAGGUGAAGUGAUUGAAGCUGAGGCCGGUCGCAUGCGUCCCGAGGACUACCGGCUCGUGUUCCUCAGCUCGGACUCGUCUGGUCGGGACGACACCGAGGACUCGGCUUCCACCGCCUCGUCUGCCGCCCCUCCCGCGCCCGACGACUGCGACUGGGACUACUUCGAGCCGGGCGCUCCGCCGCCGCCUGCGCCGCCUCCCCCUGUCACCACACACCACCCCCCCACCUGCUCGUGCGGCGCCGAGCCCCGCCUAGUGCCGGUGCCCGUUCCUGUCCCUGUGCCAGUGCCGGCGUCGUUGUGGCCCGCUCUCCUCGCCUUCCCCCCUCCGCCGACCCCCGCCUGGAGUACGUACCCCGGCUUCCCUAUCGAUGCGGCGACCCUCGCUCGCCUCACGACGGCCGCGGUGGUCACCGCCGCCGCCACCGCUCGGAACAAACUAGAAAUGACCGUCGAUAAGACGGAUAAGGCGAUACAGGCGUCCGCCGAUAAGGAUAAGGAUGAUAAGUGUAUCGAGCGAGCAGUCGGACCCGAGCCGUCGGACGAGAUAAAGGUGAUCGCCGAGGACUCUGUGUCCGUGAUGUCCGAAGCGGAGACGAUGCCGGAGCACCUGCUGGCGGAGAACGCGUUCCCCUCCUCGGACGAGUCCAACUCGAGCGACUCCGAGGCGGGGGCGGAGCGCCGCAGCUACGACCUUCACAGCGGCGCCCCGGACGAGCCCGCCACCAGCGACGAGGACUCCGACGACUCCGGGGGAGGCGGACAGUUCUCACGAGUAUUCGUCGUCAACCCCGCGGACUCCUCCUCGGACGAGGACGCAGACAGCAGCGGCAUCGACUGCGACGACUCCUUCGACAAGAAGUCCGACAGCCUGGAGAUCAUAGCGGCGGAACUCGCCGCGCAACACGACGACCACGAACCCGAGUCUAAUCGACGCCCGCGCGAUGAUGAGAACAUCGUUGUUUUGGAAGCCGUGAAUUAUACGGAGAAAUAUCCUAUGAUUUCCUUAUGCAAUAACAGUGACGAUGGUGGUGAAAGUGUAGCUAAAAAUGAUAGUAUUAUGACGUUCUGUGACGACAACAUGCUACAGAGUGAAAUUAGUGAGAAGUUCAAUAGCUUUAAUACGGUCAGUGAUGAACGCGAAAAUAGUUUAAAUUAUGCGAGUAACGUGGAGAAUAACCGAAGUAGUGGUGCCUCCGAUAACAUAGAGUGCGACUCCUUGGACAACUCCUUCAGCUCCGAUUAUAAUAUUAAAGUGUCCGUGUCCGUCGAGUCCGACAAGCCUUACGACGACGAGAGUUCAAACACAAACCAAACACAGUCAGUGGAAUUGAGAAAACUAUCACCUUCACCCGAACUCGGAAGUGAGGAAACGAGUUUGCGAACCUUAUCGUCAGCUCCCGCAGAUAAAAUAGACCUGUUCAAAGGUAUCGAACGCACGCUCAGUGAGUUGUUGAAGAAAGAAUUAAUGGGAGACCAGGGGGAGGAGAAAACGCAGGGGACGGGCGGCGCGGAGGGGAGCGCCGGCGCACCUGACGCCGACACAGUCAGCCGCCCGCCGUCGACCGACGCGGACCUCGCGCGAUUCACGAGCCGCGUUAUGAUAACGCACGACCGCGUCUCCGUCGUCACGUCCGACACGACGCGGCUCAUGCGUGACAUUAUAGUGCACCACACUAACUCUCAGAGCGAGCCGGACCCGAGCGUGGCCGGGCUUCACGGGAGCGAGCGGUCCGACGACGAGGCUCAGCAACCUUCGGGUGGAGUGACUGUCGUUAGCAACGCAGACACUCUCUCGGCGGUCGUGUGUCUCGAGGAGGGGCUCGCGGACGACGACUCGUGGGUCGAGGACGUCAGCCACGAUGACGCUACAUCACCGUCGGACUCGGAGUCGGGGGAUGAAGCCACUUUGCCCACUCGAGCCGAUUUCGCGUAUUGCCGGCGCUCCUUGGACUUCACCCUACAUACGAUCGUCGAAGAGAGCUGCGAAGAGAGUGAGACGGAGAAAACCGUUAAAAAGACUAGACCUAUAUCGGCUACCGAAUUGGAGAAGUACUUUUUCUUCGGGCUAGGUGACGGAACGACCACUCGCGAGGAUGAAGAACAAGUGUCCGAGACGUCCAGCGUGUGCAGUGAAGGUGGUGAGUCGACUGUGGACAUGGAACAACAGACCAGUAGGAAAAGUGGUGAUAGUGAUGAGCUUGUGUCCUCUCGAUUAGAGAAAUACUUUCUCUCUGGCUUUAUGGGUUUCAAUCAAGAGAGACGUGAUUCUGAUGGAUCAGGAAGCGUCGGCAGUGACAGUGAGGGGAAACAGAGUCCCGAACAGAGACGAAAAAGAUUGGUUCGGGCUCGGGGCGCCCCCAGAUCACAUUCGUCUUCGUUGGACAACUUACUGGCGGGCGAUGAACCCUCUCAAGACACUCAGGAAAUAUCGGACGGAUCGAGCACCGAGACAGAGGAUCGUCACGAAUCUCUCGAAAGGCUCGACAUGACGGGUGAAGUUAAGAGGAAAAAACAAAGUAAAAAGUCGCGCGGCUCGCCCGCUGACGAACGGCGACAGUCCGUGGAAUUCCCUGAAGAGACCAGGGAUGACACGAGAUCCGUGUCUGAAGGCGAAGACGGCAGACUGACACCGAGAGUAGAAUUCCCACCUCUAGGUUCCGAACUGUCGGAAUCUAAAAAACAAACGAGUAGAGAUAGCGGUUUCGUCGGUAGUUGUGAUGAUUUGUUAAAGAACGGCGACAACGGCGUAGAUUUCCCCAGAUCUCAUGAACCUAAAACAGAGUUGGAGGAAAUCAUUGAGGAAGCUCGACCGGAGCUGGACGAGAGGAUCGACCGUCCGCCGUCAUCGCGACCCCCGCCGAGCCCACUGACGCGUAAAGAUAGCUUUAAUAACUGGUCCUCCGACGAGGAAACUAAUCUCAUGAUGACAAAAAUGCGUCAAUUUUUCAAACAAAUGAUAAACACGACCAACGUCAGGGCGUCGACCCCGGCCUCAUCCAACUCGGAAAGCUCACGCCCACCGAAACCACCACAACUACUUUAUUUCGAGAGCGAGUUGACGAGAUUAAUGAAAACUGUACCCGGAAUAAGGGACGAGGAAGUCAGGGAAAUCGUAGAAUACUUAUCAAGCGAGGAUACGUGGAGCGACUCUUAUGACUCGUCGGACUACGCGGGCUCCGAUCUCGAAGGCACCUCCGCCAACAGAUCGGCGUUAAGAAAGCAAAUAUCCGACAGCUGUCGCGAGAUAAUAGACGAGUUCGACCGAGGAAACAGUGAGGCGGGGUCCUUAGAGCGGGACGCUGUCGGCGCGUAUCAAAGACUCGCCGCGACUUUGGGUCGCGCCGGGGACGGGUCGCCGCCUCUGUUCGGGAAGGUGAUGCGGCACAUCGGAGGCAGACUCGUGGCGUUGAUGCACGAGGUGUCAGCGGGGGCGCCACCCAGCACCGACGAAGACAGCGCCUCCGAGCCCGGAGCUUUAGCCAGGAGUCGCUCGCACGACAUCUUAGAGGCGGCGGCGAGUCGCGGGAGUGUCGCCAGUGACAGUGAGAGGUUUUCGUGGAGAGGAAGUUUUGAAUCUGCUCUACUGGCGGCGGAUUCCAGGGGCACAUUGGGGGGCGAAGCCCGACGCUCGCCGGCGGGGGCUGAGCUGGCGGCUCAAAAGUCCCAUUCCAGAAGUUGCGGUGCCAUCAGCGGGAGCGAAGACAGGCUGUGGAGAGGACGGAGGAGAGCCUCGGCGCCAGACGCAGAGUCGGAGGAAGAACAACGCGCAGGUUCGUUGCCUCGGCUUCCUUCUAUCGCGGGGGUGGGCCCCGUCAAGUCCGCUCGUUACCGGGCCCCGGGGUUCAGGACCGCGACCCGCGCAGCCUCCGCUCCCGGACUCCACGUGCCGAGGAGACGAAGGCCUGGACCUCACGCACACACGCCCUCCACACCAAGCCUCCAAGAUGACAUGUACAUAUCUGAAGGUGUGUCCGGACAUGCUACUUUACCCCGUCGGUCUAAUUCGCCUGUGCCGCAUGAACGAGACGUGGACCGGGAACGGUUUCCUCUCAACAGGAGUGGUCUCCAGACUCGGUCUGAGUCUAUGGCAUCAGUAUACUCCGGUGCGGGAGAGGCAGGACGCGGCGGUGUGCCGGUGCGAGGGGAAGUUCAGUUCUCGCUGGUGUACAACUACCGGCUGGGCGCUCUGGAGGUGGGAGUCAAGAGAUGCAGGGACCUCGCGCCCAUCGACCAGAAGAAAAACAGAUCGGAUCCUUAUGUUAAGGUGUACUUGUUGCCCGACAAGUCCAAGACUGGCAAAAGGAAGACGAAGGUAAAGAAGAACACACUGAACCCCGUGUUCGAGGAGACCCUGUCGUUCACGGCUCCGCUGGAGUCCCUCGCGAGCCGCGCGCUUUGGCUGAGCGCUUGGCACGCUGACAUGUUCGGAAGAAACGACUUCCUCGGGGAGGUGACCCUGCCGCUCGCUGGCAGACUGUUCGACGAUCCCUCGCCCGCGUGGUACCCGCUCACCGAGAGGUCGGAGCUGCCGGAGGAGGCGGCCGGUACUCGCGGGGACCUCAUCGUGGGUCUCAAGCUGGAGCCGGAAGCUCGCGCCCUGCACGUGCUGGUGAAGGAGGCGCGCGGGCUGGUUCCGUCCAGGGCCGGGUCGCUGGCGGACGUGUUCUGCAAGGCCUACCUCCUGCCCGAGAGAGGAAGACUGCACAAGCGGAAGACGCCCGUCUGCCGCCGCACGCUCGCGCCCGUCUGGCGGACGCAGCUGACUUACAAUGACGUCACAUCCGCCACGCUCAGCGAGCGAGCGCUGGAACUCACGCUGUGGGACCGGGACCGGCUCGCGUCCAACGAGUUCCUCGGAGCCGUGAGGCUGUCGCUCGGGACGGGCGUUCACAGAGGAGAGAGCGUUAGCUGGAUGGAUAGCGCGGGCAAGGAAGUCGCUCUGUGGCAGACCAUGUUGCAGCAGCCCAAUUUCUGGGUGGAAGGGUCAUUGCCCUUGCGACCCCACCUUAAUAACUGAACUCCGUAUCUCCACAUCAACAUCAACGGCCGUCACGUCGGUGUCGGCCACACAAUACUCUUUAGUGUUAAGGAUCUGUCCGUGUUUUCUUUAGCGGUAACGGUGCCAAUGCGAUUGUAACUUACUCUUAUAGCGUGUUAAUAUGAGAUAUACUUAUAGUAUGAAUGUUUUCUGUUCCGCGUGUUGUAAUGUUUUCCUCAUCAUUCUCAUCCCUCGUCGCGAUCUUCUCUAAGCCUCGUACCUACUGACAGUAACAUCUAUCUCUAGCUGCCUACUAGUUAAGUUAGUUAUAUUUAAGUUACGCAUUUAAUGUAGUAUUAUGUACAAAUCGUGUCGUGGUGAGCGCGCUCCGUGCUCAUGGGAAAUGUGAUCGUUACGUUAAGCGAGUUAGAGCGGUAGGUGAAUAUUUUUUCAUAUCCUUAUUCUUGUAUAUCUGAAUACAAACGUCCACAGUGUGUCGGUCGCCGUCAGCGUCUGUGGGUGUAUGGGUGUGUGGAUGUGUGGAUGUGUGGGUGUGUGGGUGUGAGGGUGUGUGGGUGUGGCGUAUCAUUUUGUUAUAAAUGUCUUUUAUAAAUACAUAGCUGUAAGUGAAGGAAAUAAAUGAUAUGAACGAUGUUUAAUAUUUUAUUA
Messenger RNA from Danaus plexippus (monarch butterfly), 6350 nucleotides. RefSeq lists its product as uncharacterized. Gene Ontology annotation, biological process: exocytosis. The transcript is spliced from 8 exons. Gene Ontology annotation, cellular component: plasma membrane; exocytic vesicle. Bases 252 to 5720 code for a protein of 1822 amino acids. NCBI's taxonomy places the organism in Eukaryota, Metazoa, Arthropoda, Insecta, Lepidoptera, Nymphalidae. Gene Ontology annotation, molecular function: neurexin family protein binding. The record is from RefSeq and is a predicted model, not a curated record.